AUGAGAACUGAGCAGGUGGAGCGGUGGGAGCCUUCGGGAGCAGCGCUCAAGCGCCUUGAAGCUCGAGUGGGCUCGGGUUGGGAGUCAGAGCUUGCUGAAGUGGGGAAACAGUGCAUCGAUAGCGAAAGCGGCAGCAGCGGCAAGGAGGGAAGGGAGAGAGACGCGGGCACCGGGAAUGUGAGAGGACUGGCUUGCGGACCCUCAUCAGGGUGGAACUAUGUGGACGUAGAUAGCCUGGGCCCGAUCGUGUCGUUGAACGUGGGGGGUCGACUUUUCACGGCGUCCAAGGACACGUUGAUGCGGGUGAAGGACUCUUACCUUGCUGGAAUCCUGAUGGGAAGGCUUCCGGUCUCACGCGAUAAGGAAGGAAACAUCUUCAUCGACAGGGACCCCAAGAAGUUCAAGCUGAUCCUCUCCUACCUGCGAGACGACAUCCUCGCUGUACCCCGCGACCCGAUCAAAUCAGGAGAGCUUCUCCUUGAGGCAAGAGACUCUCCUGCUGCUGCUUCUGCUCCUCCUCCUCCUCUCGCUUCCAUGACGGUGCGCUGCGAUCAGGCGAGGUUUUUCCAGCUCGCUGAGCUCGAGCGGAUCAUUCAGGACGCCUGGACGCAGACCUGCGUCCUCACCUUCUUCACCGAUAUCUCCACCGGGCUUGUACACACAGUUCACGUGGACGGUCCGACGGAUGUCAUCAAGAGCAUCAGGGCUGCGGUAGCGGAGGAGGUAAGCAUGGAGCACCUCUCCUACUCCCUCGACGGCACUCUCCUCACGCUCAACCUCGAUGGCUCGCACGGAGGGGUCGAGGUCUCCUCUCACGGGCUUGGAGGAUGGAACCACAGCAGCAGCCUCCUGCAAGCUCUCCUGGCGCAGGGAUGGGAGCUCUGUCAUCAGGAUCUCUGCGGAGGCGUCGGGGACAUGGCGGGCAGCGGUCUCAGGAAGGAUGCGCGAUCUCCGCUGGGUGUCAAGCAGGAGAACAGCUGGGAGAGGUCGGCGGUGAGCCGAGCCCUGUAG
Molecule: messenger RNA, 1011 nt
Organism: Guillardia theta CCMP2712
Lineage: Eukaryota; Cryptophyceae; Pyrenomonadales; Geminigeraceae
Exons: 9
Coding region: 1-1011 (336 amino acids)
Biological process (GO): protein homooligomerization
Source: RefSeq, a predicted model, not a curated record